This is a messenger RNA of Spea bombifrons (plains spadefoot toad), 1188 nucleotides long. It is a transcript of the gene DGAT2, whose product is annotated as diacylglycerol O-acyltransferase 2. Gene Ontology annotation, molecular function: diacylglycerol O-acyltransferase activity. Lineage: Eukaryota; Metazoa; Chordata; Amphibia; Anura; Pelobatidae. The coding region runs from base 66 to 1151 and encodes 361 amino acids. Gene Ontology annotation, cellular component: endoplasmic reticulum membrane. Gene Ontology annotation, biological process: triglyceride biosynthetic process. The record is from RefSeq and is a predicted model, not a curated record. The transcript is spliced from 8 exons.
CGGUCGGUGGCCGGGGUCUGAGCUGUCUGCCUCUCGUGUGCUGAGAAAGACCCCCCAGCGCAGCCAUGAAAACCAUCAUCGCAGCCUAUUCCGGGGUACUAAGGGGUACCGGCUCCAGCAUCCUCUCCGCCGUCCACGACUUGGCCUCCGUGCCCUGGCUCGACAAAUCCAGGGUGGAGCGGCAUCUCCAGAUCAUCUCCGUCCUGCAGUGGGUCGUCAGCUUCCUGAUAAUGGGGGUCACCUGCACUGCGGUCCUCCUGUACGUCUUCUGCACGGACUGCUGGGUCAUCGCGGCCGUAUACCUCGCUUGGCUGGUGUUUGACUGGAAUACUCCUCGUAAAGGUGGGAGGCGAUCCACGUGGGUCCGGAAUUGGGCUGUCUGGCGUUACUUCAGAGACUAUUUCCCAAUAAGGCUGGUUAAAACGCACAACCUGCUUCCUAGCAGGAACUAUAUUUUCGGCUACCAUCCUCACGGAAUAAUGUGCCUGGGAGCGUUCUGUAACUUUGGCACGGAAGCCACCAACGUGUCGAAAAAGUUCCCAGGGAUCAAGCCUUAUCUCGCCACGCUGGCUGGGAAUUUCCGCAUGCCGGUGCUACGGGACUACUUGAUGUCGGGAGGUAUAUGUCCGGUUGAUCGGGAUGCUAUAGACUACAUUCUGUCCAAAAAUGGCACCGGAAAUGCUGUAGUUAUAGUUGUUGGUGGAGCCGCCGAGUCCCUGAACUGUACGCCGGGGAGAAACGUGGUCACGUUAAAACAAAGAAAAGGCUUUGUAAAGAUCGCCCUGCAGCACGGGGCCGACCUCGUUCCCAUCUACUCAUUCGGUGAGAAUGAAGCGUAUAAGCAGGUGGUGUUUGAAGAAGGCUCUUGGGGUCGGUGGAUACAGAGGAAGUUCCAGAAGUACAUCGGUUUUGCCCCAUGCGUCUUCCACGGCUGUGGUUUCUUCUCGUCAGACAGCUGGGGUCUGGUGCCUUAUGCAGCGCCCAUAAACACUGUUGUUGGCGAGCCGAUUACAGUUCCCAAAAUGGAAAACCCAAGCCAGAAAGACGUGGAUCUGUAUCACGGAAUGUAUCUCAACGCUCUUCUGAAACUCUUCGACAAGUAUAAGACCAAGUACGGCCUCCAGGAGACCGAGGUGCUGGAAAUCAACUGAUGGGCUCAACGAUUGAAAGCGAUUUUUCACCUUGACA